Dimorphilus gyrociliatus is the source of this 3020-nucleotide messenger RNA. Lineage: Eukaryota; Metazoa; Annelida; Polychaeta; Dinophilidae. The record is from the annotation of a GenBank genome assembly.
AGUGGCGUAUUAAUACAAACGGAAGGAAAUUAUUUUCUGAUUCCUCCAUAGUGGAAAAGACAAUUUUACUGUCAAUAUAAAAAUUAAAAAGCUGCUGAUACUUUGAUAUUUCUCAGAUGAAUUUUACAACUCGAAAGAAUUUUAUUUGUAUGCAAAUCGAUUAAAAUCGUGUCUAAUAAAUCGAUAUAUUUCGUCUGCGUAACAGUAAAAAAACAGGUAAAAUAUUUCACUCAUAUUAAGGCCUAUUCUAUUCAUAUAUGAAACAACGUUGUGACACUCAAAUAUAUACUUUCACUAAAAUGAUGAUCUAUGUAUAUUAAGUGUUGUUCAUAAAAUUAUUCACUCAGUAUUGAAUAUUCGACAUUUUAUUGUCGUUUUUUACACUAUAAUUGAAAUAUAAGAGACUUUUUGUUCACAUCAAAAGAGGAAGGGAUAUGUCUUCUUUUUCGCUGAACCUCCAUGACGCAAAAUCUCAAAAAGCAUUGUCUGAUUUGCAAGAAAACGAAAUAAAAAUGCUCGAUGGAUUUAGAAAAUUUCUAAUUGAAAAACUAAAAAUUGAAUCUACCUAUGCAACAACCAUGGACAGUCUAAUUCUUUCGACUAGUAAAACAUUAAAUGCUUGCAAAACUGAUACCAAAAUCUUUCAAGUUUUAUCGCAGAUUUUGGAAGCCAAUCGUAAUCUUAUUUGUAUUCUUAAAGAACGAUGUGAAAAACUCUCGACAGAAACAUUAAAAAAAAUUGUUCAAAUUAGCAAUGAUAAGAAAGCUUUGAGGAAAAAUUUCCAGGAAGAAAAAAAUCGAUUAGACAGUUUAGAAAAGACAGCACAAAAUGAAUUAAACCUAUCACGACAAGCAUACAAGCAGUCAAUGAAAGCAUACUUAAAUGAAAAGUGUAAAUUUGAACGGGAAUGUGCAACCUCUAAAGACUAUUCGAACUCUAAAGAGAAUAAAAUUAAAACAUUGUAUGAUAAGUAUUACUCAUCGGCUGGCAAACUGCACAAUUCUCACAACAACUAUGUUUUGUCUUUAUCGCAAUUACAAGAAAAACAAAAGCUGGUACAUGAAGUUUGUUAUCCGGCUCUUUUAGAUUGUCAACAAAGUCAAAUGGAAAUUGCAGUGCACCAGUGGAGUGAUAUAUUAACUGAAUAUGUGGAAACUUCUAACAUGACAGAUAGAAAUUGUCAAAAACUCUAUAGUAACCUAACUUCUAGUUUUUUUGAUAUUAGACCAAAGUCAGAAUAUGAAAAUUUUAUCAAUCAGAACAAAUCAAAUCCUGAGAGCAUAAAGUCAAUAUUGUUCGACGAAAGCAUUUUACAAGAUUAUCAAGGUGACUUACAGAUGGAACAGCUAAGAGUUGAUGUAGCCACUAUAGACGAUUUAAAAUCACGGCUAGUGGGGUUCGAAGAUGAGAAGGCUAGUCACGAACAAAGAAGAAAGGUAUAUGAUACUGAAAUAAGUGACUUACGAGACAGAAAAUACAGGCGAACAUUACAAAGACGAGACGAAGAAGAAAACGGAGAGGCGUAUGAAAUUGAUCGAAAAAUUAAAAUCCUUGAUAAGCAAGUAAAAGAAGAAGGUGGUCUUAUUGAUAUGAAUUAUAUAUUAUACCAAAAAAUUAAUAAAAGUAUACGAUCGUGUACGCAACAUUGGCCUCAUACCAUAAAGGAAUUACAAGAUGUGCUACCCAAGAGUAUAGAAAUAUCAAAUUCGACUCAACAAGAAGGUGCUGUACCCAAUACCCCAAGCAAUAGCAAAAUGGGUUUGUUACAAAGACUAGAAAACAUUCUUAGGAAGCCAAAAUCAGUCCAAAAAGAAAGUGCAGAUAUAGAAGAAUCAGAAGAUGAGUCAUAUGCUCCUCAAGAUGACGUUGAGCAUUUGUCCUAUUAUCAUGGUCUUUUACCGAGAGCACAGGCUCAGGAAUAUUUAGAAAACGAUGGAGAUUAUCUUUUAAGAUUCAAGGCGGAUGAUAAUCACCCCACACAAUAUGUUUUAUCCGCCAAACAUAGAGAUCGACACAAGCAUUUCGUUAUACAAGUUUCAAAAAACAGGAACUAUAAAUUGGAUGGACCAGAAUUUUCAACUAUUCACCAAUUGGUAAAACAUUAUGAAAAAAACAAAAUACCAGCUACUGAAAAAAGUGGUGUCAUUUUACGUCGUGCAGUCGAUAAACCUCAGUGGUCUAUUAACAACGAUGACAUUGAAAGAGGAGACAAGAUAGGAUCUGGAAACUUUGGUGACGUUUAUAUAGGAAAAUAUAAAAAGACAAAUCAAGAGGUUGCUAUCAAAACUUGUAGGUUUGAUGUACCAGCAGAGGAGAGGGCCAGAUUUCUUAAAGAGGGAUUAAUCCUGAGUAACUACGAACACCCAAAAAUUGUAAAAUUUAUUGGAAUAGCCGCCACACGUACUCCUAUGAUGAUAGUUAUGGAAUAUGUUCCAAAUGGUGCUUUAAGGGACUACUUAAUGAAACAUUAUGAUUUAAAAAUUAAAAGACUUGUUCGAAUGUGCUGCGAUGCUGCUGAGGGAAUGAACUUUCUCAGUCGUAAAGGAAUAAUACAUCGAGAUUUGGCUGCCAGAAACUGUUUAGUCGAUAUUGAUGAAACAGUGAAAAUAUCUGAUUUCGGAUUAUCUAGAAAAGGAGAUGAUGAGGGGACCUAUCAAAUUAUUGAAAAUAGAAAAAGAUCUUUGCCACUCAAAUGGACAGCCCCUGAAGGGCUUGAAAAGGGAUCCUUUACAACAAAAAGCGAUGUAUGGAGCUUCGGAGUUUUGAUGUGGGAGAUCUUCUCCUUCGGAGAAAUGCCUUAUCCGAAGUUGGAUAGUAAUAACAGGCCCAUUAAAAAUUUACAUUUAUCUGGUCAAGAAACAAAGGAUUUUGUUUUCCAGAAAAAAACAAUGCAGCCUCCUCCAAAUAUGUCUCAGGAGAUGAAUAAACUUAUGCAAAACUGCUGGCAAUAUGAACCUGAAGAUAGACCAGAAUUUGAACGAAUAAGCCUUGCUUUACACGUUAUUUAUAAGGAAUCUUAG